Messenger RNA from Tetrahymena thermophila SB210, 3822 nucleotides. RefSeq names its product kinase domain protein. NCBI's taxonomy places the organism in Eukaryota, Ciliophora, Oligohymenophorea, Hymenostomatida, Tetrahymenidae. Gene Ontology annotation, molecular function: protein kinase activity; ATP binding. The record is from RefSeq and is a predicted model, not a curated record. The transcript has 5 exons. Gene Ontology annotation, biological process: protein phosphorylation.
AUGAGUCUUGCUCUCAAUUAUGUACACAAUAAAAACAUUAUCCAUAGAGAUAUUAAAGCUUAAAAUGUUUUUUUAUCUGCAAAUAACAUUGUUAAAUUAGCAGAUUUUGGUAUUGCUCGCAUACUUUCAUGCACAAAAGAUAAGGCACAAACAUUCAUUGGAACUCCAUACUAUCUAGCACCUGAACUUGUAAAUAGCGAUCCUUACACAACGAAAGCUGAUAUCUGGAGUUUAGGAGUUUUAAUAUACCAUCUAUGUGCUUUAAAACCUCCCUUCGAGGCAGAUAACAUUCCAAGCUUAAUGAUUAAAAUUUCAAGAGGUUAAUUCCCCCCAAUACCUUAAAUAUACUCAAAAGAGCUUAGAUAUCUUGUUAAUGAAAUGCUUACUGUUGAUCACAAUUAAAGACCCUCAGCCUUGUAAAUAUUAGAAAAACCUUUAAUUAAGGGCAGAGCUAUGAGUUUAAUGUCAGAAACAAUAGCCAUGUAAGUAUAGCAAGACACUUAAUGUGAAAAUGAUGAAAAUUUAGGAAACAAACAAUAAGCAUAAAAGAAAGUGCAAGCUAUUCCCUCCAUAGAUAAUGAUAGAAGAUACGGAUUUAAGGACAACUAGAAAAACAAUAAUAUGAAUAUUCCUUAAACAAGAUUUUAUUCUCCAUAACAUAAUAUGGAGUAGAGAAACCUAGGUUUCAAUAAUAAUCCUAAAGAUAAUGUACAAGAUAAGCUAUCUUAUAAUGAUCUUCCAGUAAUUAAUGGAGAUGACGUAUAGAAUAGACCCAAAUCGAAGGCAGAGGCUUUAAAAUAUUUUAAGGCUUAGGAUGAAUAUUUUAAAUAGAAUAUUAAUUAAUAAGCAAAUUAAGAAAAUAAACGUUAAUUAAAUAGAGUUGAAUCAUUAAAUGAGUUUUCAAAUAAUAAUAACUUAGUAAAUAAUUAGAAUAGCAAUAAUAUUAAUAAGAAAAUCGGGUAUGUAAAAUAACCAUCUUUCUAACCUGUAAUACAGUAAGAAAAUAAUGUAAAUGGUUCAUAACAUGGAAUGGGUUUUCAAAACUACCCAAAAAAGUCAUUUAGAGUACACUCUCCUGUUCAUCAUAAAAUGCCUUCCCCUAACAAUAGAUUCAACGAAAACAAAAGUAAUUAAAAUUAUAGUUAAGCUGCUGGCCCUAUCAGCUCUUAUAAUAACUUUAGUAAUGCAAAUGAAAAUUAUAAUUAAAAUACAGAAUAAUAACAACAAUUUAAUAGCAAGUAAAGUGAAUAGCUAUAGUAACUUUAGAAUAAUUAGCAAAAAGUUCCUAUUAGCAACAACUUUUUACUUGCCAAUAAUAAUUAAAAUAAUUUGAAUAUGAACUAAAAUAACAAUAUUUCUAAUCUGGAUAGAAAUAGUAAUCUACAUGAUUUCAAGUUUUAGAAUAAUAAUAUUAAUAACAAUAAUGCUUAGCCUCAGUAUAAUAGGAUAGGAAGUCCUGGUACUCGUCUUCCUCAUUUGAAUUACCAGCCUCCUCAAGCAAAAGUCAAGCAUGGAUCUAAUUUUAGCGUAAUGGAUAAUCUUCCUUAGACUCCUUAAGCUAAUAUCAAUCGUAGGAACUUGGAAAAGAUUUAAAAACCCUCAAUAUUAAGCAACAAAAACGAAGUUGGAUCACCAAAAUUCAGUCAGCGUCCCCCAAGCGCUUUUGUUGGAUUGGGAAAUUAUAACAAUCUUUAAAAGAAAUAAGCUGCUUAAAUUGGAUAGGAAUGUCAUUCACCCUACGGCAAUAUAAAUAAAUUAAAUCUGUAAGGCAACAAAAACUAAUAACAAUAAUUCUAAGACGCUCUAAAUAACCAAGAACAAUAACAAUAACAAUAAUAAAUUUAAAAUAUUUAAAUGAUACGUGAGUAGCUUCAAUCUGCAAACCCAACUAGUAAUUCAAAUAGAUUAAAACUUCUUCAGCCUCCAAACCUAUUGAACUUAAAUUAAUAAAUAGCUUAACAAUAAAAUUUAAUACAAAAUUAACAAUAACAGCAAUAAUCCACUAAAGAAACUUAAAAAAGUGAAGAUAGUUCAGAGUCUUCUUAAGAUGAUUAACCUUAAAGUUCUUAAAACCAACUUGGUAAGAGCAAUUAGUACAACAACUCUUCAUAGCAGUAGUAAAAUAAAAAGUUUGUUAUCAAAAAAGGAGGACUUUAAGGAUUACUACCCGGAAAUCAUAUUUAAAAUUAAUAGCCCUAAGGAAAUCAUCAUGCAUAACCUAUUUCUAGUGCUAAUAGAGUAAGUUCCUAACCAACAGAAGAACAUAUCAUUUAAGUUGGUUCUUAGAUUGUUAAUUUUAACACUCAACCUACUUUACUCAACUCAUAAAAUAUUCAAUUGCUUUGUGUUGACUCUGAUACAUCUUAAAGAGAUACACCAAAAUCUGAAAAUGUUUCUUAAGCUACUAUUAAUUCAAGCAUCGUUAACACUUAGUUGCUAAAGAAAUCUGAUUACAGCUAAAUAUCAGCUACCUAAGCCUCUUAAUAUGAAGCAACAUAAUCAAUUAAGUCAAAUGCCGCUGCCCAAUCAGCAUUUGAAGAUUUAAAAACAGCAAAGAAAAAUAUCAACUCUAUAAAAUAAGUUUGCAGCUCAGAUAAUAUUGAUAAUACAGAUUCACAAUUCAAAGCAUCUUCCUCAACUUCUAGUUAGAAUUCUUAGCCUAAUAAAGUCGGACAAUUUAAAAACUAAGUAUAAAAUGCCUACAAAUAAGAUUUUUCUGAGGCAAAAGGAAAGCGUAAAGAUAGUUAAAGUGACGAAGACAUAAGAAUUUUCGAUAGUGUAGAUAGCCAAAAGAGUGUUAAAUCUCCUACAAAUAUUAUUCCAGCUCCUCAGUCUCAUUUCAGCUAGAAUGGUAGCAAUAACUAAUUAAGCUCAAACUUAUAAACAAAAAACAAGCUAACAGCAUCUGAGGAUAUUGACUAUUAAAAAAGAUAAGCUAACAAUCUACCUGUAACUGCUAGUAUACUAAAUGCAGAUAAUGACAAAGAAACAAAAGUAGAAAGAAAACUCAUUGUAAAAUUGCCUCUCCCAUUCCAAGAAAAUUAGUUAAAACUUAAAGAAAAAGAGAGGAAAAAAAAUAAAAACAACGAAAUUUCACCUGAUAUUAAAGCUGGAAAUGAAGAACAAGAGACUGACUUAGAAAAAAUGCUUAAUGAAUUGAACUAAAUGUUAACUGGAAAUUUUGAUGAGCAAAUUCAAAAUCUCUACAAUAAUGGAUUUGAACUAGACACAAUCGAAGACAAGGAUGAUUAUCUCGAUGAAGAGGAAUAUACUAGCAAUAGUAAUAAUUACAACUUUGGUUCUAGUCCUUAAAAUAACAUUGGCAACAAUCAAAAUAAUAAGCAAUAGUUGAAUUUCAAUUCAAAUAUCCCUAGCAACAUAAGUUGUAUAGCACCAGCUUAUAAUAAGAGUUCUUAAAACAAAAUGCAUAGCAGCGGAAAUCAUAAUAGUAACAGUAAUAAUAUUGGCUCUAAUUCAAACCUAAAUGGAAAUUCUUCAUCAAAUAAUUAAAAUAACAUUUAUAAUAAUCAAUCAGCGGUAUCUAAAGCUAUUGCCACAAGCAACACUAACCAAUCAGAUUUAUUUUCUAACUCUGAAGAUCGUGUGAAGUUACUGAGAUAAUCUCUUGAAAAAGAAAUUGGAACCAUGCAUUUCUCAAAAGUAUACAAAAUGGCCUUAUCCUGUUUAAAUAAUGUUCAACAGCCUCUAGAAAGUAGCGAAUUUUUCUAAAAUUUGAAAAUCAUGUUCCCAAGCUGUAACAAUUAAGAAAUCCAAAGAUAUACUACUCUUUUCCAUACACUUGUUAUGCUUGAGUAGGAUUGA